AUGACGAAACCCCAGCUGCCACGCAAACGCGUGUGCAAACCCAAGGUGAAAUCUGGCUGUAUGCAGUGUAAAGGAGUUAGAAUGAAGUGUCCGGAGCAGCGACCCGCGUGCGCUCGCUGCAAGCGCUUAGGACUCGACUGCUGCUACCUCCCACCUAAAUUGAAGCAGAAUGAGAUGACACAGAACAAGAAGCACACGCGCAUCCGGCAGAUACUCCCCGCAGCUACCAAGGUAGGCGUGCUACCAUCUUCGUUACAGCCGUCCUGGUGUAAUUUGGAGCCAGGCGGGGGCAUGUAUUUUGACUGCUUCCGGGAGCAAGUGGCCCUCAUGAACCAGGAUAUCGAAAUGACCGACUUCUGGCUCCGCACAGUGCUCCGAGCCAGUCACCGCGAUGAAAGCAUCACAUAUGCCAUUACUGCCAUUGGGGCACUCGCACGCACACGAAAGUGCUCGAGCAGACCAUCCUUGUUUAAUCCGGACCUGUCCAAUCAGGAAGGGUCUGCGCAUUAUUGUGCAGCCAUCAAGUAUUACAACAAAGCCAUCACCACCUUCCGCAGAUACAUUGCCAGCUCAAAGGCUGAGGAUACCCACCGGACCAUUCUUAUCAUUACUGUUCUUUUUGUCAUAUUCGAAAGCUUCCAAGGUAACAACCGAGCCGCUGACACCCUAACAGCCACUGGCAUCGUUCUUCUCAAGGACAAGAUCCUACAUUCCGUCAGCGUCAGUGGGGCAUCGCGGUCCUCCCUGGCGGGUGUAAUUGAUGAUCAAGGCAUUGUCGAGGCUGAGCUCUUCUUGGCCCGAUCUGCCACUCUUUGCUCAAAAGCAUCUUACAUCACCCCAUACGCACAUGCGGACGGCCUCAAGGCCAUGCUGAUGAUACCGAGCUCUGGCCUUAAUGUGCCGCCGCCGCCGGAUGGCGAUGCUAGCAUUAAAACAUUGUCAUUCCAAUACUUAAACGUCCUUGCACCUAUCCUGAUCUGGCAUACACGUGUUCGAGCUCACCGGCAGAUGGGCAUCUCGGUCUACAAUCGCUCAGAUUUCCGCCAGCAGCAAGGACUCCUUCUUAGCCAAUUACAAAGAUGGAUAGAGGCAUACGAAGCCCAGCUGCUAGAAAAGAGACACACGAUCCACAUGUUACAUUACUUGAAGUGGCAGCUGGUCUUGACCAAACUCGCGUAUGUUGUAGUCUACUGUGAGCUCGAUCCCACGGGGAACCUCUGGGAUUCUAUGGGGCCUUAUUGCGUAGAGCUCACUCCAAAGUUUCGAGCCCACCUGGAGGCCGAAUUCGUUAACCAUUCAAGGCCAGAUCGCUCAUUGAUCUCUUUAGAAACUACUUCUAUGUGGGGGAUCUUCGUAGCGGCCGCCAUUAAUGUGGCCACAGAGUGCCGGAAUCGAAGCGUACGACUUACUUUGAUAGACUUAUGCAAGCUUGCUACAGACAACCCAUCUUUACGACAUCUACGGGACAGCGUGAUGGCCACGGCUCUUUUCAUCAACGCAGAGGAGGAGGCUAGAGACAAGGCGGGCGAGAUCCCGCUGUCGUCGCGAUACGAUCUUGAAAAAGUCACUCGGGACGAAAGCUCAGGCCAUAUAUGCCUCAGGUUAAUAGCGAAAGGGGCAGGCAAUGAUGGAAGGCGCAAGAAGAGAGAGUUAGUAUACAGCCUGAAAUGA
Messenger RNA from Talaromyces proteolyticus, 1671 nucleotides. RefSeq lists its product as uncharacterized. Gene Ontology annotation, molecular function: DNA-binding transcription factor activity, RNA polymerase II-specific; zinc ion binding. The transcript has 3 exons. Gene Ontology annotation, biological process: regulation of DNA-templated transcription. The record is from RefSeq and is a predicted model, not a curated record. Lineage: Eukaryota; Fungi; Ascomycota; Eurotiomycetes; Eurotiales; Trichocomaceae. The coding region runs from base 1 to 1671 and encodes 556 amino acids.